Molecule: messenger RNA, 1868 nt
Organism: Aedes albopictus (Asian tiger mosquito)
Lineage: Eukaryota; Metazoa; Arthropoda; Insecta; Diptera; Culicidae
Exons: 5
Coding region: 92-1717 (541 amino acids)
Biological process (GO): fatty-acyl-CoA biosynthetic process; long-chain fatty acid metabolic process
Molecular function (GO): long-chain fatty acid-CoA ligase activity
Source: RefSeq, a predicted model, not a curated record
CAGUUUAAAAGUGGGCAUCGUAUUUUCGGUAUAGAACAACUACCACCGUCAAUUGGAAGCCAUUCAGUGUUUAGCUGUUCAGUGUUUAACAAUGACUACUUACGAUCCGGAACGCCGCGUAUGGAGUGGACCUCGGACUGGGACAUUGUUUGAUCCCAGUCGCAGUGCAGGCGAUCCACUGUGCGAUGUGCUGAUGGAACUGUUGAACCGCUCUCCGGAGAAGCCGAUUCUGAUCGAUGGCGAUAGUGGACGGGUGUUGACUCGAGGUGAGUUGCGCACCAGGGCCGUUCGGAUUGCGCAGAAUUUGAAGAAGCUGUUCAACAAUGGCGCGAAAUCGGAUGAAGUCGUGACGAUUGCUGCUAUGGGGAAUGAAAAUCUGAUUCCAUUAGUGGUGGCUCUGCAGUUCUUGGCAGUGCCGUACAAUACGCUCUAUCCGAACUAUACUGAGGAUGAAAUUGCCCACAUGAUGCGGCAGACUCAAUCUAGGCUGGUGUUUUGCGAUGCUUCGAAUUAUAACACCGUGAGGCAGGCAUCGAAAAAGGCGGUCGCAGGAGGUGUGACAAUAUUUACUCUGGAUCAGCUUACGGAAGGAGCGAGGUCGAUCCAGGAAUUGUUGGUCGAAACGGGUAGUGAGAAUGAAUUCAGACCAACAUUGGUGGAAGACACUACCAAGACAAUUUGGAGUAUUUUCUGUUCGUCUGGUACAACUGGACUACCGAAGGGAAUAUGCUUGUCGCACGCCAACAGAACGUCUUCAUUUUAUCCCGUGAGUUUUACCAACCUGACGAUUUUGGUAACAGGAUCAAUCCACUGGAUCAGUGUCGUCUAUACAUACGACUUGGCCCUGUUCUACGACAGCACAGUUGUAUUCACCCGGAAGCCAUACUCGGAGGACCUCGUGUUCGACCUGGUGGAAAAAUACCGAAUCAACGUUGUCAAUGGACCGCCAUUUUUCGCCAGUGCUGUUGCAAAUCACCCACGUGCCAAAACCACCAAUCUAUCUUCCGUUGCAUUGUGGGGAAUUGGGGGAUACUUCGUAUCGGACAGCGUUCGGGAUUCGAUGGACGCCAUUCUGCCCAACGGGAAGUCGUACACAUUCUACGCUUCGACGGAAUGCGGUCCGAUUGCCAUGGAUAUGAUGCAGCGAAAACGAGGAGCCGUGGGAACGAUUUGUCCAAAUAUGCAGGUUCGAAUCGUCGAUGAUGAUGGGCAAUUGCUUGGAACAGAUGAAGUUGGGGAACUGCUUGUUAAAAGGGUGGUUCCAUUUGUGGGUUAUUACAAGAACGAAGAAGCCACCAAAUCGACUAUCGACGAGGACGGUUGGUUCCAAACCGGAGAUGUGGGAUACUUUGACGAGGACGGCUAUCUGUUCCUAGUGGACCGGAAAAGUGAGAUUUUCAAGUACAUUGAUCCGGUGUCCCCAACGGAGCUAGAAGAAGUGAUCAUGCAGGUAGAUGGCGUAGAGCAGGUUUGCGUUGUGGGUGUUCCACUGGAGAACAAGAGCGCGGAACUGCCGACGGCUGUUGUCAUCAGACAACCGGGCUCUGCAGUCUCCGGUGAAGAUAUAGCGAACUAUGUGGCAGAACGUGUGAGGGAUCACAUGAAGCUGCGAGGGGGAGUGCAUUUCGUUGAGAAGCUGCCACUGACGAGCAAAGGGAAUGUGAAACGAAAGGAAGUGAAAAACAUGAUGAUAGAUAUGCUGAAAGAUGCAAAAUAAUACUUAAAUGUAGAAAAACAUGGAAUAAAGCUAUUACAUCAAUUAAGAUAUGCAUAAAUUUAACUAUUCUAAGCCUCGAAGGGUUAUCAAAAGGUGAAUGUGAUCAUUUCCGAAGGUUUCGGUGCAAACAAAUAUAGACAUGACAAAAGUA